Messenger RNA from Adineta ricciae, 906 nucleotides. The record is from the annotation of a GenBank genome assembly. Lineage: Eukaryota; Metazoa; Rotifera; Eurotatoria; Adinetida; Adinetidae.
AUGCCCGCGACAACCGUCUUCAUAGAAUCUUGGUUUCUUCCCGUCGAAAUUCUUAAAACUAUCUGUACAUUUCUAACAAUUGUUUGUUGUGCAAUAUGUUUAUGUAUUAUUCUGCUGAAUAAAACAUGUCAUACAUUACCAAUGAUCUUAACUGCGAAUACUUAUGCUUCAACGCUAGCUUUCGCAUGUUCUAUGCUUAGUACAAGUAUUGCUACUAUUGAACAUGAUUUGAAGCAAAUUUAUUAUCAGGAUCUACUAUGUAUUAUCCAAUGUUAUGCAGGCUAUGUGACCGUUUUUUGGCUUAACUAUUCAUUUUCAAUCGAAGCUAUGUAUCGAUAUGUGAUUGUCAUGUAUCCGACUCGAUUAUUUUUCUUAACAGUUAAGUUUUACACAAUCAGCAUAUGCCUCUCAUGGAUAUGUGGCGUUCUAUGCGCAUUGGUAUUUCCUUUUUUGGGUGACAUUGUUUAUAACGUUGACAAUCAAAUAUGUCAAAUACCACUUCGACCUUCAUUUUCAUUAAUUUAUUCUGUGUCAUGUAUCUAUCUUAUUCCAUUGUCAGUAACAAUAUUUAUCUAUCGCCGAUUAGUACACUACGUGAAACAAAUGAGUAAACGAGUAACACCAAUCUAUGUCAUAUCUCGUGUUCAACGAGAAGUGAGAAUGGUUCGACACACGGUUCUACUAGUUAUGCUAUUCAUUUCACUUGGUACCCCCUACACAAUAUUCAUUGUUCUGUCAUUCUUUCACAGUGCGCCAAAAUAUCAUUUUCGAUUGGCUUAUAUCUCUAUUGAUAUCUCACUGCUGUUAAUGGUGAUCGUUUUGUUCUACUUUAACGAACCAUUGAAAACAGUUGUAAAGAAAAAACUUCGCCGGCGAACAAAUGCAGCGAUGACAAUUGUGCUGUGA